UAAUUAUUUUAUUAUUUACAAAACAUUGUUGGACCAAGGGAAACAAUUACAUUAUCGUGGCCAAUGAAAAUAGUUUUUUUCAACCAUGUAGUCCAGAGGAUAAUGUCGGCAAUACAAAUAUGGAAGAUUUGUUUGAACUUAAUUUGAAACAUCACUUUGCUGACGAUAUGGAAACUUUAAUUACGAAUGGUAAUAUAACAAUGAAAUUUAGUGUACCAAUAGGUGUAAUGAUAGAGUUAGAUUUGGAAAUUUUACAAUGGAAACGUGGUAAGUGGGAAAAAACAUUAUAUUCCAUAAAACGUGAGGAUUUUUGUACUGCUGCUUUUAAUCCGUCGGAAUUUUGGUAUUCGUUGACAAGUCAAAUAGCUCAAGAAGAUCGUGUUUGCCCACCAAAGGAGGGAACUGUCUAUCAUUUAAAUAAUAUAGAAAAUCGUAUUGAACUUAAUAAUGUAGUUUCAAUGGAUAUUGAAGGAGAUUAUAAAAUUGUAGCACAUUUUUCUGCCGGUAAUUAUGCCUCCUGUAUUGCUUCUCUUGUAACGAUCUGGAAAAACUAAUUGAACUUUUUUUUGGAAAAAUUGUAAGAAGAAUAUAGGCCGGUGUAUAAAUUUUGCUUUAUAAAUUGUAUAAAAAAUAAAAUAUUG
Messenger RNA from Lucilia cuprina (Australian sheep blowfly), 641 nucleotides. RefSeq lists its product as uncharacterized. The record is from RefSeq and is a predicted model, not a curated record. Lineage: Eukaryota; Metazoa; Arthropoda; Insecta; Diptera; Calliphoridae. The transcript has 4 exons. Bases 120 to 554 code for a protein of 144 amino acids.